AUGUUUGCAAAGUAUUACCAAGGAACAUGUAUUACCAAGCUGAUUCAUUUGUUCCUGCUGCAAGUAUCCUUGGUUCUGGUUGUGUGUCAGCUCCAUUAUAUCAUCCCAGAAGAAUCUAAACACGGCACAUUUGUUGGAAGAAUUGCUCAGGAUUUGGGUCUGCAGAAAAGUGAAAUCAACUCUAGAAUGUUGCGGAUUGUCUCUAAUGACGAAAAGCAAUUUUUCGAGGUAAAUUUGCAGAAUGGGAUUUUAUUUGUUAAGGAUAUUAUAGACAGGGAAGAGAUAUGUACAAAUAUACCUAUCUGUGUUUUAUCUCUGCAAGUAAUUGUUGAUAAUCCUGUGAAAAUGUACCAGGUAGAUGUGGAAAUUGAGGACAUUAAUGAUAAUUAUCCAGUUUUCUUUACAAAUGAAUACAUUAUUUCAAUAUCAGAAUUAAGGCUUCCAGGAUCUCGAUUUCCACUAGAGGGUGCAGUUGAUGCUGAUAUUGGCACUAAUUCUGUUACAAACUACGAUCUCAGUACAAAUGAUUAUUUUAUUUUAGAAUUUACUAAAUAUGUACAUCAAAUACGAACGUUAGAUCUUUUACUAAAGAAACCACUGGACAGAGAAAAAAUAUCAUUUCACAAUUUGACUCUUAUUGCUUUUGAUGGUGGGAAACCAAAGUUAAGUGGCACCACUCAACUUGUAAUCACAGUGGGAGAUGCUAAUGAUAACACCCCAACAUUUGAUCAACCAUUUUACCAAUGCAGUGUUGUGGAAAAUGCUCCUAAAGGAACUUUUGUUUAUAAACUGAAUGCAACAGAUAAGGAUCAGGGUAAAAACGGGGAAAUAUCUUAUGAUUUCAGCAAACUGGUGCCAGAACAUGUUAAACAAACCUUCAGUAUAGACAAACACACUGGUGACAUUACAGUAAUAGGAGAGGUGGACUUUGAAAACAACAAAAUGUAUGAAAUUCAGAUUGAUGCAGCUGAUUAUGGUGAACUCUCUUUGGUUGGGCACUGCAAAGUUUUAGUUACAAUUACAGACAUCAAUGACAACCCUCCUGAGCUGACAGUUACAUCCCUUUCUGUUCCUGUUGCUGAAGAUGCACCACAAGGCACCACUGUUGCAAUCAUACAUGUACGUGACAGAGAUUCAGGAGAGAAUGGAAGAAUUAACUGUUAUAUCUCGGAGCAUAGGACAUUCAAAAUAGUUCCAGCAUUUGCUGGGGUCUUUUCUUUAACAGUAGAUGCACCAUUAGAUAGAGAAACCAUAUCUGAAUAUGAAGUAGUAAUUACUGCAAAAGAUGAAGGAUCACCAGCUCUCUCUGUUUCCAAAACAAUUAAUGUUGAGAUAAGUGAUGUGAAUGACAAUGCUCCUGAAUUUAUGCAAUCUGUUACCACAAUAUUUCUGAAAGAGAACAAUCCACCAGGAUCUCAUAUCUAUUCUGUGUCAGCAUCAGACCCGGACAUGAACCAGAACUCAUUUAUUACCUACUCUCUUAGUGAAAAUUCAGUCAAUGGUGUCCCCUUAUCUUCAUUUAUCUCCAUUAAUCCAGAAAAUGGCAACCUUUUUGCUUUACUUUCAUUUGAUUAUGAACAAAUUAACUAUUUUCAAUGUGAAGUCAAAGCUACUGAUGCAGGUUUGCCUCCCCUUAGCAGUUAUGCUACACUUUAUAUUUUCAUUGUUGAUGUUAAUGAUAAUCCCCCUUUUUUUUCUCCACUUUCUGCUCUUAGUGGAUCUACAGAAAUGAUUAAGUCAUUAAAAUCAGCACAGGCAGGUUCCUUGGUGACAAAGAUUACUGCAGUUGAUUUGGAUUCUGGAUACAAUGCUUGGAUAUCUUAUGAAUUUAAGAAACCUUUAUUAAGUUUACCAUUUCAAAUUUCACACAAGACUGGAGAAAUAAGGUUAAUACGAUCCUAUAUGGAAUCAGAUGGUGAUGAAUUUAGACUUAUGGUAGUUGCUCAGGAUCAUGGAGAACCUUCAAUGUCUUCAGUGAUGCCCAUCAUAAUUUCUUUGGUGGAUUCAGAAGAAGACCUCAAAGUAGAUCUUCAUGAUUCAAAUGAAAAAGAAGAGGAAUUCACCAGUGCAAAUGUUUAUUUGGUCAUAGCCAUUUGCUCAAUCUCAAGUAUAUUCCUCAUUACUCUCAUUGCAUUUACUGUUUUACGAUGGCAAAAAUAUAGGGAUGAGGUAAACGAACUGAGGGAGAACUACAAAGUCUGCUCAAAUACAGUUGGCAGUUGGAUAUAUUCUCAACAAAGCCAAUAUAAGCUAUACUUAAAUUCUCUCCAAAGGAACGAUUUGAUAGUUUUUACUCCAAAUCUCUCACAGCCCUCAGAUAAUGAAAGAAACUCAAAAGAUCCAGAAACAGAAACCAACUCUUCAUUUCAGGUAAGGUAA
Bombina bombina (fire-bellied toad) is the source of this 2379-nucleotide messenger RNA. RefSeq names its product protocadherin alpha-6-like. Lineage: Eukaryota; Metazoa; Chordata; Amphibia; Anura; Bombinatoridae. Gene Ontology annotation, cellular component: plasma membrane. Gene Ontology annotation, biological process: homophilic cell-cell adhesion. Bases 1 to 2379 code for a protein of 792 amino acids. The record is from RefSeq and is a predicted model, not a curated record. The transcript has a single exon. Gene Ontology annotation, molecular function: calcium ion binding.